Salmo salar (Atlantic salmon) is the source of this 3262-nucleotide messenger RNA. RefSeq lists its product as uncharacterized. Lineage: Eukaryota; Metazoa; Chordata; Actinopteri; Salmoniformes; Salmonidae. The record is from RefSeq and is a predicted model, not a curated record.
AGGGGGGGUGGGGCCUCAACACAAGACUGGCACAUAAGAAGGAAGGGAGAGAUAUAGAGGGAAGGAAGGAGAGAGAGAGUGUGAUAGAUAGAGGGGGGUAGAAUGACAGUUGAAAGAGUGUGUGUGUGUGAGAGGGCGAGAGAGAGAGUGAAGGAGAUCGCGAGCAAGCGGAGAGAGAGCUGAGAGCAAGAAAGUCCCUUCUGUCUCUGUCUCUGGUAGGGAGAGAUAGAGAGAAAACAAGGGAGAAACAGAGAGCGUGAAGGAGGAAGAGAGAGAAGAGAGAGAGCAUUUAGAUCUUUCUCUCUGUCUCUGCUGAAGCACAGGAGUCUAUGCCCGAGCUGGAUCCUGCAUAACUCCUUGUCCUCCUCUUCCUCUUGUUGUCUGCGCUGUCUUUAAAACGGAGGGAACCCUCGGACUCAGAGCUCAUCCGUUGCCGUGGCAAUGGGCUGUCGGCUCUCAGGGCCGUGGUUCGGCGAUGGAAUGGGGGUCAGUGGGCGGGAGCUGAGUCACCUGACUAAACGGGAUCUUUCUCACCUGAGCAAACGGGAUGCUCUUAGAAUCCUGGCUGCCUAUGAGCACCCAAUCACGCUGCAGAUCAAGGGCCGGCGUGGGAGGGGUUAUGGCUUACAGGACUGCAGCACGCAGACGGAAAGAGACUGGGAGCCGCUCCCCCUGGCCUCCCACCUGGCCCUACACAGUCUGGGGGUCACAGCAGCCGGGACCAUGCCCAGGUUCAACCCGGACGGACACUACUGCAGCCACAUGAGUCUGCCUCGUGAUCACCGUGACAACGGGAGAUAUGAGUACCUGCCCAACGCUCCACCAGACCUAGAGGACAUGGAUCCACUGUACUACCAGGACCCGGAGCUGGACCGUCGUGUUCCAAGAGAUCAGAGCUGUUUGAUUGGCUGCUGCAACACCAACCUUGAGGAGCCCAGCAGUUUCCACAGCCAGACUGAGGAUGAGGACUAUAUGUUGGAGAAACCUCUGGGCUACCUACCUCUCCAUCAUGAGCUGGACAGUGGCCUGGGCUGGACCGACGGUAGCCUGCAACAGGGAGACCUCUCUGGCCUGGAGACUGAGGAGGGGGGUCUGGAGGAGUGUCACCCCAGGGGAGGAAGCUCCGGUGGGGGCCUGCUGGUCAGCGGAGGAGGGGGUGGAGCUGGUGGGUCUCCGUCCUCUGAAUCCUUCAUCUCGUCUGAGCUGAGUGACUCUGGCUUCUACAGCGUGAGCACUGGAGAGUUCCGGCGUUUCCAGAGGCUGUUAGAGAAACGCAUGCGCCUGUACAACGCUCGUCUGCACCACCAAGGGGAGGUGUGUGCACGGGAGCGCCGCGACAGCUGGCAGAAGAACCACAGAGAGCUGCUGGAGGCCAUCCCUGAGGCACUGACCAUGCAGCCCCAGCAUUCCUGCCUCACGCCUGGCCUGACUGCUCCAUCCAUGGGCCCUCCACCCCACGGACUCUUCAGGGUGUCGUCUGUCCAAUUCCGGAAGGCGGAUCGUCCCUGUCUGAGCAAACACAGCUCCAGCAGUGGCUCCCUCUUCAACCCCCAGCACACCGCUGGCCCCCUCUCUGUCCACGCCCCUGUCCUCUCCUCCUGCAGUACCCCCUCCGGUCACCACAGGCUUCCGCUGCAGCACCAGGGCUCCAGCUCGGAGGGUCAGCUGAGGAGAAGCAGGACCCUGCACCACCGGGCUCCACCCCAGGAGCGUGUCCGACGGGCCAGUCACCCGUCCUCCCCCUCUUACGCCACCCUGCAGCACUGUGGAGUAGCUCCACUUAGAGGCCUGGAGCUGGGCCUGCCUGAAGAGGGAGAACCAGAACUAGUGCUCACACACCCAGCAGGAUUUGCCCUCUCACCUCAGCACCAUGCAACCUCUCCGGGGGAACACAGAGGGGCCAUGCCCUUACCCAGGGAACAUUACUGGGACAGUAGUGGAGGUCGUGACCAGCUGGUUAAUGACAGGAGGCAGCAGGAGAAGAGCUUCAUGACAGACCUACCAGUGUGGGAGAGGGAGCGAGAGAGAGAAAGAGAGAGGGAGCGAGAAAGAGAGCAAGAAAGAGAACGAGAAAGAGAGCAAGAAAGAGAACGAGAAAGAGAUCGAGAAAGAGAAAGAGAGCGGGAAAGAGAAAGACAAAGAGAGAGAGGAAGAGAGGUGCACCGCUUCCACACCCUCAGCCACCCACCCCAGACAUCCAUGGACAUCCAUGAGACAUGGCCUAAACCAGCCAACCGUCUGUCCCGCCAGGGGUCCGGGGGUGGUGGGGGCCUCUACAGCACCCUGGAGAGCCACACUGGGUUCGGGUCUGGGGUCGUUGGAGUGUCUAGGCUGGGCUCCAAUCCUAAUCCUAAGCCCAACCCUGACACUACCCCCAACACCAACCCCAACCUUCCUAACCCUAACACUAAUGCAAGGGCUGUGAGGAACCAGUUUCUUCGUGACCGGGCAUCGCGGCUAGCGGACGAGCGCAGCGGGAUGAGUACAGAUGAGGAGAGCCAGGAGGUGAUGAGGGGGAAGUACUGGAGCCGCACUGAGAGACGGGAGCACCUCCUACUGGCCCGCGAGCAGAAACAGCAGCAACAACAACAACAGCAGGCCAGAGGGCAGCAGACUUACACAAGGCCAGGAGCCAAUGGAGGAUCAGGAUCUAUGAGAGAUGCAGGGGUCAACACAAGAGGAGGAGCUAUGGGUGGACAGGGGGGAGGAGUUAUCCGAGAAGGAGAGGCUAUGUCUGGAGGGGGAGGGUCUUUGGGAGACGGCCGGUGCAGCACGGUGCUGGAGCUCAGCCAAAAGAAGUUGAGUCGUCUGAGGAACAGGAAGCUGUUAGAUGAUUGGACGACGGUGGAGGAGCUGCUGACUCAUGGGACGAGGCUGGGCACCGGGGAGGAGAUGUCCCUCUGUUCCAGCUCACUACUGACUGUCACUACUGUAUAGAGUGUGUCUGUGCGUGUAUGUCUGUGUGGUUUUCCACCAUAAAGCACCAUGGAAAAUACAUUUGUUUGAGAGUAAGUGUAUGCGUGUGAGUAUAUAAGUAUAUGUCACCACUGUACAGCAUCGCUGACAAAGUGUGUGUAUGUGUCAGACCUUCGUACUGACUACUGUAACACACUGCAAGUGUAUAUCUAUUACAAUCUGUGUGUCUGUGUGAGAGAGGAUCGGUCUGUGUGUGUGUCUGCACCAUGUCUGGCUACCUCAUGCUCAUGGGGUUUGUGAAACAAUUUGAAACACAAUACAAUAUCAUGUCAUUUUGUUGAUUUUA